AAUCGUGUGGCUUCCUGUUCCGCCUGCGACGGUUUGGAUUCGGACGGUGAAGACUGGGUGGCUGGCAGCUCCGUUCGGUGUCCGGUCGCGUACUUUUACGUAUAUUGACCAUCAAAAGAACUGUACAGUCGUCCCUACAAUAACGAUUUCCUAACUUAAAUGGACGACUCCAAGUCGCUAAAGUUUUCCUCCAUACAGGAGGAAUUAUCUUACUGGAAGGAGCAAGCAUCUAAACACAAGCAGAGUGCUGAGGAGGCGCAGGAGGAGCUGCAUGAGUUCCAGCAGAUGAGCCGCGACUAUGAGGCGGAGCUGGAGACCGAGCUGAGACAGUCCGAGGCCAGGAACCGCGAGCUGCUGUCACACAACAACCGCCUGCGCAUGGAACUGGAAAGUUACAAGGAAAAAUAUGAGGCCCAGCAUUCUGAAGCUUUCAGACAAAUCACCACAUUGGAAGGGGACCUGGCCGAGACCACAGCCAUGAGGGACCAUCUGCAGAAGUACAUUCGUGAACUGGAGCAGGCCAAUGAUGACCUAGAGAGGGCCAAAAGGGCCACUAUCAUGUCCUUGGAGGACUUUGAGCAGAGGAUGAACCAUGUGAUCGAAAGGAAUGCCUUCCUGGAGAGUGAACUGGAUGAGAAGGAGAACCUGCUUGAGUCAGUACAGCGGCUGAAGGAUGAAGCCAGAGACCUCCGUCAGGAGCUGGCAGUGCAGCAGAGGCAGGACCGGCGUCCAUCCCUCGGCCUGUCCAAGGAUGCAGAGAAAAGCGAGUCGCUGUCACGCCCCCCCUCUGCACUUCCCGCCACCCCGUCGGGUGCACGUGGCUCUGCCAGCACCUUUACCACACCCCCGGCUUCUUACCGUCGAGGUGAUGGCCUGACAGGAACCCCCCUUACUACAUCCGCCCGAAUAUCAGCACUUAAUAUUGUUGGGGAACUGCUGCGGAAGGUUGGGAACUUGGAGUCCAAGCUGGCUUCCUGCCGAGACUUUGUGUACGACCAGUCACCAGGUCGCAUGGCACUAACUACGGGCCCCGGGACAGCUACUACUCUGCGGGAGCCUCAGGAGAACUCACCCAGUGCCAGCAGCCUGCCUCUGUUUGACAAAGGCUUGGUGAAACGGUUGGAUUUUGGAGCAGCGCCCUCCAGUGUUGCCUCCCAGGCAGCGCAGUCUCCACAGGGUGUGGUGAAGAUCUUGCUGUGAGAGCGUGUGUGCCGCCCUGCCUCAGAAGGAAUCUGCUGCAUUUCUCCUUUUAACAUCCUCAUGCUUUUAUCAAAGCUGUGGUUCAUCCAGUUAGUGUCUCCAUGGGGCUGAUGGCGGGUACUAAACUACUAAAACCACAAACAAUGGAAUGUGCUAGAAAACCUGAUGUUUCACUGCUCCGCAAUAAUCCUGUGUUCAGCCGCGCCCCCCUCCAGGACCCACUGGAGUGUAUUGAAGAUCUGCUUUCUGCCACUGCUGCCUUUGCUUUAAUGACUCUGGACCCCAAAGCUGUCAACCUCAGUCCCUCUGGCCACCUCUCUGACUCUGCAGAGGCUGAUGUCAGCACAGAGAGCCAGGAUACCUCCAAGGUCAUCCAACAAUGCCUGAGGAGGAUAAGUUCUGGCUGAUGGAAGCAUUCCUCCUGUUUUAGUGAAUGUCCUGGUCUGUACUAAAACACCACAUAAGGUGUAGAAACAGGAGGAAGUCAGACUGUCCGGAUAUAAAGCACAGGCUCUGCCCUUUGAUCUCUGCUCACUUUAAUGUGAGGCUCAUACUGCCUGUCAAGGCUGCUUCUAAAGCCUUUCUGUUGCAUGUUGCCUAGAUUAUUAACUACUGAUCAGAUUGUCAGAGCCAAAUGGUGAUGUCAGAGAAUGCGGUAGUUUUACAAGCAGUAGUGACUGUUUUGUGAACUUAGCUUCUGUUUCUGAUGGAACAGAAUAGCCAAGCAACGUAGUGUUUCAGUAGGAGUUAUUCAAUCUGCACAGAGCAGCUCGAUUACCAUAUCAUGACCAGGUCCUGUGUAAACUGGUAAAUGCUUGGUGUCAAUAAACCACAUAUAUAUAAUGCAGAGACUCAGCUGUGGCCACCAGCUGCAAGUUAGAGCUUGAAGUGUUGACCUGGUUAAAUAAUGUUGAUGCUGUGUGACAAGAACCACUUACCUGGCUACCCUUUCAUAGAAAACAUCGCCCUGCCUUCAAACACUGAGUUAGGCUUACUGGAGUAUUUCUGGUGUGAGACCAUUUUGCACUGCUUAUGAUUGAUCUGUCUUUGGGACUGGCAUCUUUGUUUUUCUUUCUCCAUAUGUUCUUAUCUGUAGACACAGUUGUGGAUCAUACGCAGUGCUUGCUAAGUGGUAGAUCCUGAUUUAAGAAUAUAUAAUGGAUUAAGAAAAUCAUGUGACAAAGCAAUACACUGGGCAGUACAUGUUUUAAUAAAAUAUAUUACCCUUGUACAGUUUUGAAGGG
Molecule: messenger RNA, 2444 nt
Organism: Paramormyrops kingsleyae
Lineage: Eukaryota; Metazoa; Chordata; Actinopteri; Osteoglossiformes; Mormyridae
Gene: nde1
Product: nudE neurodevelopment protein 1
Biological process (GO): vesicle transport along microtubule; microtubule nucleation; chromosome segregation
Cellular component (GO): centrosome; kinetochore; kinesin complex
Molecular function (GO): microtubule binding
Source: RefSeq, a predicted model, not a curated record